Molecule: messenger RNA, 1324 nt
Organism: Erigeron canadensis
Lineage: Eukaryota; Viridiplantae; Streptophyta; Magnoliopsida; Asterales; Asteraceae
Product: probable indole-3-pyruvate monooxygenase YUCCA7
Exons: 3
Coding region: 34-1323 (429 amino acids)
Molecular function (GO): flavin adenine dinucleotide binding; N,N-dimethylaniline monooxygenase activity; NADP binding
Source: RefSeq, a predicted model, not a curated record
AUUCACUAUCUAAAGUUUUAUAACUCUCUUUUAAUGCAUUAUUAUUGUGCUUGCUGUAAUAGCCUUGAUCAUUUUCCAACAAUGGGUCAAAAUUCUCUUGAACAUGAGGAGUUGUUUUCUCGUCGUUGCAUACUGGUCAACGGGCCAGUCAUAGUAGGCGCUGGCCCGUCUGGGCUUGCAGUCGGCGCAGGACUCCAGCAACAAGGGGUCCCUUAUGUUAUCUUGGACCGUGCUGACUGCAUCGCAUCUCUUUGGCAAAACAAGACAUAUGAUCGCCUCAAACUCCAUCUACCUAAACAGUUCUGCCAAUUACCUUACUUCCCUUUCCCAUUAGAUUUCCCUGAAUACCCUUCAAAAAACCAGUUUAUCGACUAUCUUGAAUCAUAUGCCAAGAAGUUUGAGAUUAGUCCUAGGUUCAAUGAGUCCGUUCAGACAGCUAAGUAUGAUGAGAGUUGUGGGCUUUGGCGUGUUAGAACAGUGACCGAAAAUUGUGAAGUUGAGUAUAUAUGCAGGUGGCUCGUGGUGGCAACCGGGGAGAAUGCUGAGAAGGUGGUGCCUGGUUUUGAAGGGCUUGAUGAGUUUGAUGGCACGGUUAUGCAUGCGUGUGAUUACCGGUCUGGUGAGAUUUUUGAGGGACAAAGAGUCUUAGUGGUAGGUUGUGGGAAUUCCGGCAUGGAAGUCUCUCUUGAUCUUUGCCACCACAAUGCUUUCCCAUCCAUGGUGGUUCGAAACUCGGUUCAUAUACUACCAAGGGAAAUCGGUGGCAAAUCGACAUUUGAGUUAGCAACUUCACUAAUGAAAUGGCUACCAUUAAAGGUGGUUGACAAGAUAUUACUUGUUCUUGCAAGAUACAAACUUGGAAACUUGCAAAAAUAUGGUAUAAAGAGGCCAUUAAUGGGCCCAUUACAGCUCAAAAAGAUCAAAGGCAAAACCCCUGUUCUUGAUAUUGGAGCAUUACGAAAGAUCAAAUCUGGGAAGAUAAAAAUAGUCCCUGGAAUUAAGAAAUUCUCACUCGGCCGAGUCGAGCUAGUCAAUGGAGAAAAUCUUGACAUAGAUUCAGUUAUUUUGGCGACUGGUUACUGCAGCAAUGUUCCCUCAUGGUUAAAGGAUGAUAAUUUGUUUUCAAUUGAAGGAAUGCCGAUGAGACCAUUUCCUGAAGGGUGGAAAGGGAAAGCCGGUUUGUAUGCAGUUGGCUUCACCGGAAGAGGUCUCUCUGGUGCAUCCCUUGACGCUAUCCAAGUUUCACAACACAUUGGCAACAUAUGGAAUCAAGAAACCAAGCCAACGAAUCAUUAUGUCACAUUCUCUUGUGAUCGAAGAUGAA